UGUGCCCGCCUCCUCCUGCAUGCCGUCUCACCUGCGUGCCGCCCCGCUCUGCAUCGGCAGCCGCGUGUGACCGUGCGUGCGUGCCCUGGCGCACCCUCGACCAGGUGAAUUAGAUUGAGCAAUCAGAAGCUCGCACACACUUUAAUCAGCGGGAGCAUAUAACGCAGUCAUUUGGCUGGUGGAAAGGGACUGACACGACGGAAUGGGCAGCACACAUCCACUGCGGGGAAUGAGACUUUUGAUUUGACGGGCUAUCGGUUUUUCACCUAUACUGUUCAACUCCUGUUCAAUUAUUCAAAUAAAUUAUUCUGAGUGAAAUCCGAAGUCUGGUCCUUGUCAAGUGUGGACACCUCGCAGUUAGAAGAAACACUUGACAGUGAAAAACCGGCCUGACAGUAGGAAACCGGCCGUGACAAGUGAAGACUCCACAAGAGCCCACCACAAAGAGGGAGAAGACUCCACCUGGGGGCCUGGAAGAAAUCAACUACCUGCCGUUCACCUGUCAGUCCAACAGCCAAAAAAGGCAACAUGGCCGAGUCCAAGUCACUCGAAGAGCUGAAAACAGAGCGAACUACAGUAAAGAGACUUUUUUCCCGACUCACCAACCAUAUAACGAGGACCCACAUGGAGAUGUCUGUGGAGGAGCUGCAAGAUAACUUCAAAAGACUCACAGCAGAGGGCGCUAAAGUGAUGGAUGCAAAUGAGGAGCUUGAGGCUGCUUACAUUGCACAGGGCAAAGGAACCGAAGCAGAGGGCGCACCUGAGUUAAGCGACCAACAGAGAGCUGACAUAGAGAAGACGGAGAAAGAGUGUGAGCAGAAGUUAAAAGAGGUAAAGCACCUUGUCCAGGAGACAUUAUGGGCCUCAUGUGGUGAAAGAGAACUGACCCUUGCUCUAAAAGCUGCAGAGGCAGAGUGCGAGAACGUCUCCUCCACUCAGCCUGACACACCCCUGGAGGCAUAUGACUUUAUGCUCCGCCAUUUAGAGAGCCUGGUGCACAAAGCCAAAGAAGCGCACCAGACCUGGAACCGCUGGGCUCCACGAGCCGAGAAGCAAGAUUUCAAUCGUCGGCUAACGGAGCUCGAAACCCUCCUUCCCAAGCUGGUGUCGAGGAAAGCCGCCCUGAUUGGAGCAGCCACAACUAGCGCAGCCCCUGUUGCAGCCAUAAAGCUAAAAGCCACAGCUUUACCAAAGUUUACCGGCAGCCAGCGUGAGUAUUACAGAUGGAGGAAAGAAUGGGAGGCUCUACAGAAGCAAGGUGAACCAACCGGAUCCAAAGAGGUGAAGAAAUUUCAACUACUUGAUAGCCUCGACGAAAGAGUGGCCAAGGAUCUACGGCUCUCUACUUACACCUCAGCAGACGAGAUCUUCAGAGUCCUAGAGAACCGCUACGGAAACCAAGCCACCAUCGCUAUUGAGAUUGUCGAGGAGCUACAAGCUAUCCCACCUGUUCGUGGUAACCACCCAAGAAGAAUCGUAGAGCUCAUCCAAGCAGUGGAAAAGGCCCUCUAUGAUUUAAAUGAACUAAGCAAUGCAGAUGCCAUAAAAAACCCACUA
This is a messenger RNA of Micropterus dolomieu (smallmouth bass), 1557 nucleotides long. RefSeq lists its product as uncharacterized. The transcript is spliced from 2 exons. Lineage: Eukaryota; Metazoa; Chordata; Actinopteri; Centrarchiformes; Centrarchidae. The record is from RefSeq and is a predicted model, not a curated record. The annotation marks the transcript as partial.